AGCAUUUGCCAGCCAGGCUCACCCUGGGCGCACGCUCCCUCGCGGGGGCGGACCUGCCCCCCACCUCCCCCCCCACCCCGCCCCUGGCGGCCGCUCGCCCCGAGGUGCGCCAUGGACCGAUGGCCAGGUACGCGCCCCUUGGGGGAGCGGGCGGGCCCCGGGAGGAGGCGGAGGUCGCAGACGCGGGGGGGCUCUCGGCAGCGCGCGCGCUGCAGGCCGGCACGCCAGAGGGCAGGCGGGGGCGCACGUGCUGCCCGGAGGCGAUCUGCGGCCUGGACGUCGACGACGUGUUCGCGUAUACCACCACGAAGAGCGUGAGGAUACGGGACGUGCGCUUGGGAUUGCUCCACUACGCCCUGAUGUCUGCGAUCUUCGUGUACGUUGUUGUCUACAAGCUGAUCUACAGCUGGGGGUACCUCAAGUUUUGGGAUCCGCAGAGCACAAUCCGCAUGACACUGCAGCAGCCUACGAUGGACCAGUGCGAUCCGACCAAGCAUGCUUGCACUGACAACUUCGCGGCGUUGGGCCAGUUAGCAUAUUGCUGCCAGUCCAACUCAAGUUGCCAAAGGAGAAAUUCGGACGACAGCUGCAGUUGCGAUUUUAGCCCCGAAUUCAAAAACUAUGAUUGCGUUUACCUUGACGGCGCUGAUGCUUCACACCAGCAAGAGGGUUCGAUGUUUGUUGCCACCUUUACGCGUGUUUACUCCCAGGUGCGGGAGUGUUUCAUAGACGACAUAACUUGCUCGAAGCUGUGGGAUACGCGUAGCGAGAGGCUGGCGUUCACUGCGAGCAUCGAGGACUACACGAUUCUCAUCGAUCAUUCCAUGACGUACGGGCAGGCCAGAGGCUCGAAGGAUCCUUCGUACAUGUCAAGGCAAAUGGAGGGCAAGUUGGCUGUCGUAGGCAGCGGCCCGGCCCAGGAUCGUCUGUGCGCAAGCUACCCGAACGCUACUGCUGCAGGUUUUGAUUGGACGGAGUUCCUCUUCAAGACGGGCUUCUUCUUCGACACCGGCCAGCCUGCCACGGCGGCGCCGUGCCUCCUGCCCCCAGAUUCACAAACUGGCGCUGCAGGCGCAGAUUUGUUCAAGAUCUCGACUCUGCUGGAAGCGGUGGGCGUCCGCCUCGACGAUCGCAGCUACAAGGGUGGCAGCCACUCCAGGCGUUACGAGGGUCUUGUCGUGAGGAUCGCAGUUCAGUACCACAACGUGAGGCAGUGGCGUCUCAAGCCUCUGGACACGCCGUACUAUUUUUAUGACGUCAGCAUCAUCAACGGGAGCACCUACAAGGAAUUUGGUUUGGUUCCACGGUCUACCAUCGGCACUGAAGAAGACAAGCUACCCCCCAACGACGCGCUGAUUCACAGAGACCUUCUGGACCAGCACGGAAUCCUUUUCCAGGUAGUCAGCGCAGGCCGGCUGGCGACUUUCAGUAUGUCGCAGAUGCUCAUCCGUCUUACGACGAGUCUCGCUUUGCUGGCGGGGACAAGAGUGAUCGUGAACAUGCUGGCGCAGUACGCUCUCAAAUUCAAGGCCUACUACGCCAAUGCCCUAUACGAAACCACUGCCGAUUUCUCGGACCUGCAGAGGGUGCACGAGAUGUCGGAUGCCCAGCUCGAACAGGAGCUACGAAAUAGGAAUCUGGACCCGCGGCGCGGCCCGCGCGAGCGGCGCGUAGCGCAGCUGCUCGAAUCUGGCUUCGAUCCUGAGCCAGGUCUUUUUUCCGUUCAGUCCUCCUCCUCCUCCUCCUCCUCCUCCUCCUCCUCCUCACCCCUUUCCUCCCCUUCUUCAUCCCCUCGGGCCCACUGCGGCACAUCCGAGUGAAGGCGUGGUUCCAUUCCACUCCAUGGUAAGUUCGCAUUGUAAAUUCCAUCGUAAGUUCACAAGGUUAACAAAACCAUUGGACUGCGCACCACAUCGUUCUCACAGCAGCGCGUGUAACGUUCUGGCGCGAGUCGGGAGACUCGCCAUCUGCUCCCCCGCCUCCGCCUGUUUCCCAUCAGGCUUCUGGCGGAGCCAGUGCUCGCAGCUGGGACCUCCCGUGGCUGCGCGAUGAAGAGUCGGCUGCCAAGACGAAGAGAGGAUCCAGACUCUCCAGUGGAUCUGAAAGUGGUUGAUUGACAGUUCCCCCCCCCAAAAACCCCCAGCCCUCGAAUCCCACAGCCCUUCAACCCCCCAGCCGCCCAACCCUCC
Prorocentrum cordatum is the source of this 2189-nucleotide messenger RNA. NCBI's taxonomy places the organism in Eukaryota, Dinophyceae, Prorocentrales, Prorocentraceae. The record is from the annotation of a GenBank genome assembly.